This is a messenger RNA of Symbiodinium pilosum, 807 nucleotides long. The record is from the annotation of a GenBank genome assembly. Lineage: Eukaryota; Dinophyceae; Suessiales; Symbiodiniaceae.
AUGAUGACAAAUGCAGAAGGUUCUCGCAUCUUGAAGCCCUUGGAUCAAGGUGAGAGGAACUCCACUGAGAUCGCAGCUUAUCGCAGCCUCUCUUGUUCGCCUUUGGCACCUUAUCUCUGCACCUUCCAUGGCACCAGAAAGGUGGAACAAGCGGAGUACAUGGAGCUGAACAGUGCUUACUUUGGCAUGCGGGGGCCAACUGCUACAUUGGACAUCAAGAUCGGCAAAAAGACUUGGGAGGACAACGCGGCCACCGCCAAAAUCGAGAAGGAGUCAAAGAAGUUUGAUGAGAUCUAUUCUGCCAGCAGUGCCAUGGACGGCUUUCGCGUUGCUGGAAUGAAGGCUGGCGAUCUCCAGUUGGACUCCACAAACCUGAAGGCGCGCUUCAGCCUCAAGACGCACGAGUUCGGGGAGUGGCUUCUGCCCGCAUUCCUGGCCUCAGCGCCUGGCUUCGGACCCUUGCCAAAAGGUCCUGCUGGCCAGUGCCGCCCAGAGAGCAGAGGUUGCGAGGUCGAUAUGCAAGCAGCCACCGACAUCCUCGCCCAGCUCAAAGCCAUUAGCGCCGCAGCGGAGCAGGGCUUCGGAGGAACGCUAAGAGCAGCCAGCCUCCUCUUCACCAGAGAGAUGCGGGUGGGCGGUAGGUGGGCAGUUCAUCUCAUUGACCUGGCCCAUUAUACCGAGUCGGCUGAAAAGCGGGAUGACAACUUCUGCGAUGGCUUGCAGAAUUUUGUCCGUACUUGGGAAGACUGGUGUGGAGUCAAUCCACCACCGUCAUGGUUUACCGUUUGUUGCGUUACGCGCAAGUGA